Messenger RNA from Phyllopteryx taeniolatus (common seadragon), 3184 nucleotides. RefSeq lists its product as uncharacterized. The record is from RefSeq and is a predicted model, not a curated record. The coding region runs from base 375 to 1097 and encodes 240 amino acids. Lineage: Eukaryota; Metazoa; Chordata; Actinopteri; Syngnathiformes; Syngnathidae. The transcript is spliced from 2 exons.
GCGCCAUCAGGGAGUACCUGGACGCCCAUGGCAUUCCCUUCACCGUCAUGAUUGACAACCUCCAGGAGCUUCUGGAGAUGGAGGAGAACCGGACGAAGCAGUGGAGCAGUAGGAGCUUCAACUUUGGGGUCUAUCAUCAUCUGGAGACAGUAGGCUAUCAAAAUCCAUCCAUUCAUUUUCUUUACCACUAAUCCUCACAAGGGUCACGGGCUGCUGGAGCCUAUCCCAGCUAUCUUCGGGCAGGAGGUGGGGUACACGCUGAAUCGGUCGCCAGCCAAUCGCAGGGCACAUAGAAACAACCAACCAUUCGCACUUAUAUUCACACCUACUGGCAAUUUAGAGUCUUCAAUCAAACUACCACGCAUGUUUUUGGGAUGUGGGAGGAAACCAGAGUCCCCAAACGUAUUGUGGGAGUCUGCUGGGAACGUCUGGCAGAAUGCCCUGUCAGAAAGAGAUUCAACUCCCACCUCCGGCAGAACUUCACCCACGUCCCGGGGGACAUUGAGUCCGAGGAGACCAUGUUCCGCGCCUCCAUUGCUGAGGCGGCCGACUGGAGCUGUGGCCGUAAGGUGGUCGGUGCCUGUCAUGGCAGCAAUCCCGUAACCCGUUGGUGGACACCAGCAGUGAGGGAUGCCGUCAAACUGAAGAAGGAUUCCUGUCGAGCCUUUUUGGCCUGUGGGACUCCUGAGGCAGCUGAUGGGUACCGGCUGGCCAAGUGGAAUGCAGCUUUGGUGGUCGCUAAGGCAAAUACUCAGGCAUGGGAAGAGUUCGGUGAGGCCAUGGAGAAUGACUUCCGGACGGCUUUGACAAAAUUCUGGUCCACCAUCUGGCGUCCCAGGAGGGGGAAGCAGUGCACCAUCAACACUGUAUAUCGUGGGGAUGGGGCGCUGCUGACCUCGACUCGGGACGUUGUGAGUCGGUGGGGAGAAUACUUUGAAGAUCUCCUCAAUUCCACCGACACGCCUUCCCAUGACGAAGCAGAGUCUGGGGUCUCUGAGACGGGUUGUCCUAUUGCUGGGGUUGAGGUCACCGAGGUGGUUAAAAAGCUCCUCGUGGUAAGGCCCCGGGGGUGGAUGAGAUUCGCACGGAGUUCCUAAAGGCUCUGGAUGUUCUGGGGCUGUCCUGGUUGACAUGCCUCUGCAACAUUGCGUGGGCAUCGGGGACAGUGCCUCUAGAUUGGCAGACUGGGGUGGUGGUCCCCCUUUUUAAGAAGGUGGACCGGAGGGUGUGUUCCAACUACCAGGGGAUUACACUCCUCACCCUCCCUGGUAAGGUCUCUUCAGGGGUGCUGGAGACGAGGGUCCGUCGGGGAGUCAAAUCUCAGAUUCAGGAGGAUCAGUGUGGCUUUCAUCCUGCCCGUGAAACAGUGGACCAGCUCUUCAUCCUCGGCAGGGUCCUCGAGGGUGCAUGGGAGUUAGCCCAACCAGUCUACACGUGUUUUGUUGACUUGGAGAAGCCGUUCGACUGUGUCCCUCAGGGAGUCCUGUGGGGGGUGCUUCGGGAGUAUGUAUUAUUAUUAUUAUUAUUAAGUUUUCUCUUGUAUUUGAUGUCAUUAGAUUGUGCAGGUGUACCUAAUGUAUUGAUUGUUGACAAUGGUCUCACAGAUCUACAGCUGAAUGGACACAUUUGUGCUCAGUACCCUAAACUGGUAACAAACGGGCUGAUUGGGGAGUCCUAUGAGAACAGGCCCAUGUACUGUAUGUGCUAGAGUUAGGAUGUUAUUUUAGUAUUUUUAGCAAAAUUUUAUAAUUUUAUUUUGUGGUGCUCAUUGUGUGGACUGUAAAGUUUUGCACGGGACUCGACACGGGACUCAACUCCAGAGAAUGGGUGGUUACUGGUGUGUGGACGGCCAACAAGGUAAAAUGUGAGGUGUGACUGUUAUAAGGCUGAACACUAUAUGAUCACGACCUGGGGUCCUCCAAUCUAGCGGGAACAAGCCUAACAGCCAGUUGGCUGUCUACCGCUGUCGGCUAUUUGCUGGCAGCAAGACUGAAAUAUGAUAAAACCUACAGGUUGCUUCCCCAGGACUACUGUGAAACAAUGUGAAAUGCAUGCGAGGCAUAAAAGCAUGUGCAAAUGUGUUCUAAAGAAAGCCAGAAGUCAAGCCAAGAAUCUUCUGAUCUGGAAUCAGAUACGUUAUCCAUUAUGCCACAAGCCCCAGAAAAGACAAGUUAUUCUCUCUCUUUAGCCUAAGCCACUGAGGAGGAAUAUCAGUCAACUGCAAAAAAGAAAAAAAGAAAAUCCAUGGUGUGUUUUGUCCAUCCAUCCAUCCAUUUUCUGAGCCGCUUCUCCUCACUAGGGUCGCGGUCGCUGGAGCCUAUUCCAGCUAUCGGGCAGGAGGCGGGGUACACCCUGAACUGGUUGCCAGCCAAUCGCAGAGCACAUACAAACAAACAACCAUUCGCACUCACAUUCACACCUACGGGCAAUUAACCUAUCAUGCAUGUUUUUGGGAUGUGGGAGGAAACCGGAGUGCCCGGAGAAAUGGUGUGUUUUGUACCCAAGCAAAAGCAAAAGCAUGCUUCAGCUAGCCAAAAGUCAAACCUAGAAUCUUCUGAUCUGUAGUCAGACACCUUAUCCAUUGCGCCACUUGCCCCACACAAAUGUGUGAUCCUCUCCCUUUAAGCCACUGUGUAGGAAUGACACUGCAGUGAUUUAAAAAAAAACACAAAAAAAACACACGGUUUGUUUUGUACCUGCCGUGACCUGUAUUCGAAACAGAGUUGCUGUAGCCACAAUGCAGAGUACUAACCACUAAAACGAUCCCAGACUGGUCUGCUCCACUCUCACUGGAUCAAUCACCUGUUUACCGCUCUCGGCUAUUUGCUGGCACUUCCAGGUUACUUCGCCAGGACAAUGUUAAAUGCAUGCCAGGGAUAAAACCAUACAUGAGUGUGUGUUGAAACUAAUAUCUUUCAGAAAUUUUGCAUACCAUUUUGGUGGAAAUGCUGUUUUCAAGCAGAGAACUUCAUCUCCACAAAAUUGAGUGCACCUCUUCAUCAGGAAGACCUUGAAGAAAACAUUUUUGAUGGGUCAAAGUGACAGGUUGUCAAUCACACGCAAUUUACGUGCACCCAUAGGCUUGAUUUGCAGACUGUUUAUGUACUGUACCUUGCUAGGUGCUGCUGUUUUGGUUAGAAACAAGAGUUGAAAUGCUGCAGAUUGAUUUUACCUGAUCACUCUG